This is a messenger RNA of Funneliformis geosporum, 176 nucleotides long. The record is from the annotation of a GenBank genome assembly. NCBI's taxonomy places the organism in Eukaryota, Fungi, Glomeromycota, Glomeromycetes, Glomerales, Glomeraceae.
AUGACUAAGUACUUGAUUUUUCUGGAAUCUUACACUAAACAAAAAACAAUUAAAACUUUUCUAGGGAAUGAAUACGAAGUUUUUGCUACGGGCGGACACUUGACCGAAUUAGCCAAGCAAGGUUAUCUUAAUUUAGGAGUUGAUUUACAAAAAUUCACCCCCCACUAUGUUCCUUU